Molecule: messenger RNA, 2946 nt
Organism: Stegastes partitus (bicolor damselfish)
Lineage: Eukaryota; Metazoa; Chordata; Actinopteri; Pomacentridae
Gene: tgm2l
Product: transglutaminase 2, like
Exons: 15
Coding region: 1-2082 (693 amino acids)
Biological process (GO): peptide cross-linking
Cellular component (GO): mitochondrion
Molecular function (GO): protein-glutamine gamma-glutamyltransferase activity
Source: RefSeq, a predicted model, not a curated record
AUGGCCAGCCGCAAGGGUUUCAUCACGGACGUGGAUGUGAGGAGUCGGGACAACAACCUGGCCCACCGCACCAGGGAGAUCGAUCGAGAGCGUUUGAUCGUCCGCAGAGGUCAGCCCUUCUCCAUAACGCUGCAGUGCUCCGACUCUCUGCCCCCCGGACACCACCUGGACCUGGUGCUGCACCUCGGUAAAAGAGACGAGGUGGUGAUCAAGCUUCAGAAGGAGCGAGGGGCCGGAGACAAGUGGUGGUUUAGCCAGCAGGGAGCUCAGGAUGAAGCGCUGCUGACUCUGCACAGCCCAGCCGACGCCGUCAUUGGCCAGUACCGUCUGGCUGUGCUGGUGGUGUCACCAGACGGACACAUCGUAGAGAAGAUGGACCGAGUCAGGUUCCACCUGCUGUUCAACCCGUGGUGCAAAGAUGAUGUGGUGCACCUGCCCGAUGAGCGUCUGCUCCAGGAGUACGUCAUGAACGAAGACGGAACCAUUUACAUGGGAUCCUGGGAUCACAUCAGCAGCAUUCCCUGGAAUUACGGACAGUUCGAGGACGACGUGAUGGACAUCUGUUUUGAAGUCCUGGACAACUCCAAAGACGCCCUGAGAAACUCACAGAUGGACGCUGAGCGCAGAUCUGACCCCGUCUACGUCAGCAGGACCAUCACUGCCAUGGUGAACUCUGAAGGCGACAGGGGCGUGUUGGCCGGACGCUGGACUGAGCCGUACUCUGAUGGAGUGGCCCCGUAUCGAUGGAACGGCAGCGUGCCCAUCCUCCGACAGUGGAGCACGGCCGGGGUCAGAGCGGUUAAAUAUGGCCAGUGCUGGGUGUUUGCAGGUGUCGCGUGUACAGUGCUGCGCUGUCUGGGAAUCCCAACGCGCCUCAUCACCAACUUCGCUUCAGCCCACGAUGUGGAUGGAAACCUCUCCAUCGACUUCCUGUUCGACGAGGAGCUGCACAGCCUUGAGAGCAGAAACAGGACCGACAGCAGCUGGAACUUCCACUGUUGGGUCGAGUCCUGGAUGAAAAGAGAAGAUCUCCCCAGAGGAAAUGACGGCUGGCAGGUUUUGGACCCCACCCCUCAAGAACUGAGCGACGGUGAGUUCUGCUGCGGUCCGUGUCCAGUGACGGCCAUCAAGGAGGGAAAUCUGGCCGUGAAGUACGACGCUCCGUUCAUAUUCGCUGAGGUGAACGCUGACAUCACCUACUGGAUGGUCCAACCAGACGGCCAGCGCAAGAAGGUCAAAGUGGAUCAGAGCAGCGUGGGGAGGAACAUCAGCACCAAAAGUGUUUAUGGAGACCACAGAGAAGAUGUCACGCUCCACUACAAGUAUCCUGAAGGCUCCAGGAAGGAGAGGGAAGUGUUCGAGAAGGCGGGUCGUCGGGUCACCGAGCCAACCAAUGAGAGCACAGAACCAGGACAACUGCAGCUGUCAAUCAAGCAUGCUCAGCCUGUAUUUGGGACGGACUUUGAUGUGAUUGUUGAGGUGACGAAUGACGGAGGCAAAGAUGCUACUGCUCAGCUGACCAUGCUGGUGAUGGCUGUAACGUACAAUUCGCUCCACCGGGGGGAGUGUCAGAGGCAGACGACCGCCGUGACUGUCCCGGCUCACAGAGCCCACAAACAAGUGCUGCGUCUGCACUACGAGGACUAUGCCAGGUGUGCCUCUGAGCAUCACCUGAUCCAGGUGAAGGCUUUCCUAGACGCUCCGGGGGAGAGCGAACCCGUCAUGACUGUGGCCAACAUCCCACUGAGCAUGCCUGAGAUCCACGUACAGGUUCCUGGGAAGGCUGCCAUAUGGGAGCAGGUGACAGCCUUCGUCUCCUUCACCAACCCUUUACCGCUUCCCCUGAACGGGGGCGUGUUCACUGUGGAGGGGGCCGGCCUGCUGUCCGCCUCUCAGAUCCACGUCAGCGGAGCUAUUUCUCCAGGCCAGAAGGUUUCUAUGAAGCUCUCCUUCUCUCCCACGAGGACCGGCGUCAGGAAGCUCCUGGUGGACUUCGACUCCGACCGGCUGAAGGACGUGAAGGGAGUCGCCACGGUGGUUGUUCGCAAGACCUACAGAAGAAACUUCCCCGUGAUGGCUUGAUCGUACUGAAAGACCUUUGAUCAGAAACCAGCAUAGCUUUUGGGUUUGGGUUCUCUUUGUCUACUCUGACUACUGGUAUAAGGCUUCUUUAUUAUCAGACAAUGAGUGUUUUUUAGGAAACACCACAGACGUCAGUGACAGUCGAAGCAUGUCAAAGGUAAAAACAGCUCCUACCUAAAUACUCACUGUCUGAUAAAGAAAAAACUACUUCAUACCAGCAUAUCUUUAGUUGGGUUAAUGUGACGUCCUGCUGGAAGAGGAGCAGGAAGUUUGAGUAACUGCGAAAAACAUGAGGCCAAAAAUGAACAACUUUGGACUACGUAGAUAAAAGACACCUGAGCACAGAUCCAGCACACGCCCAGCCUUCUUCCUUACGUCUGGAGAGGAAACAGCCUGACUGCUCUGAUCGGACUCCAUCAAACCUGUUCUGAAAAAAUAUCAACUGCAGUCCCUCCAGAUGUGGUGCCGCUGAAACAAGCCAAACGCUCACCGUCGCCGUAUUCUGUGAACGCUGUUUAAAUGCAGUGUUUUUGUUUUAACACCACUAGAGGGCGUGCAUGACGCUUGUAGCUUCCAGGUGGUCACCGUCCACGUAGUUUAAAGCUGCUGUAGGUGGAGUCACAUGGCAGGAAAACCUUCUGUUUCAUUACAAGUGUGAGUUUCUUUGUGUCUUCUGUCCUCCUGCUGUUUGUGUUGUUUCUGAUGAUACUGAACUCGUUUGUUGUUCUUUUACCCUUUUGCACUGUUUCCAAAAAUAUAAAAAGUCAAACUAUGAUUGGAAGAAACUGUAGCUCUGCAUAUUCUUUACCUAAAAUGUAUGUUUGAUGUGCACACUUUGAUGUGAAUAAAGGUUCAUCACAAGCA